Trichomonas vaginalis G3 is the source of this 1041-nucleotide messenger RNA. RefSeq lists its product as uncharacterized. The transcript has a single exon. The record is from RefSeq and is a predicted model, not a curated record. Gene Ontology annotation, molecular function: protein binding. NCBI's taxonomy places the organism in Eukaryota, Parabasalia, Trichomonadida, Trichomonadidae. Bases 1 to 1041 code for a protein of 346 amino acids.
AUGAGUGACAGUGACGCUUUUGAAUAUGAUGAUGACGAUGCAGAUAUCCAUAUGACUCAAAAAGUUAUUAAAGAAUGCUGCCGUGAACAUGGUUUAUAUCUAAUACCAGAAUUAAAUGAUUCACUCCAUCUUGAAGCCAAAGGUUUUGCAUCUAUUCACGGUUUGAAGAAGUAUACAAACAUCAAAGAGCUGUGGUUAAGUGGAAACUGCAUUUCAAAGAUUUCUGGCCUCGAUACACUUAUUAAUUUAACGAAUUUAUACUUGUCAGAUAAUAUAAUAACAGAAUUAGAAGGUUUAGAGAAUCUUGUUAACUUAGAGCUUCUCUCUAUAUCUGGAAACAGCAUUAAAUACAUUAAAAAUCUCGGAAAUUGCAAGAAACUCAAGAAUUUAGAUGCUGAUAGAAACAGAUUAUCAGAUCCUCAUUCACUUGAUGGACUUCUUGAAUGCCAAUCUCUUGAAAUUAUUCACUUAAACAACAAUGGAAUUGAAGAUCCUUCAGUUCUAGAAAUAUUAGACAAAUUACCACAUCUCAAAGUCAUACACUUGGAUGGAAAUCCAAUUACAAGAACACUCACGAGCUAUCGCAGAAAUAUGAUUUUAAGAUACCCAAAUCUCACGUAUUUGGACGAUGAGCCAGUUACAGACAACGAAACGAGAACUGUGGCUGCAUGGAAGACUGGUGGAAAGCAGGCAGAAAUGCUAGAAAGAAAGAAAAUCAAAGCAGAACAAUACGAAAUGGAACAGAAGAAUUUUGACGAUCUUACUCAGAUCCAACGCAAUCACUGUAUUUCAUCUGGUAAAAAUAUAAAAGAUUUCCCAGAUUUGAUGACAGAAGAAGAAAAAAAGAAAUUUAAUCAAAAAGUAGUAGAAAUAAACGAAAAUGGUGAUGAAGAAACUCAAAACACUGAAGAAAAAGAAAGUAAUGAUAAGGAAUCUGCUCAAAAAUCAGUUGAAGAAGAUGAAAAUUCCAAAUUUUCUCAAAAAUUCCAUAAAACACCCGAAAAACAGCCAGAAUCACAUGAUGUAGAUGAUGUCGAUUAA